AUGGCUGCUCCUCCUGCUAGAGCUCGGGCUGAUUACGAUUACCUUAUUAAACUUCUGUUGAUCGGAGACAGCGGUGUGGGUAAGAGUUGCCUCCUCUUACGUUUCUCAGAUGGCUCGUUUACCACUAGUUUCAUUACAACUAUUGGAAUUGAUUUCAAGAUAAGGACUAUAGAGCUGGAUGGGAAGAGAAUUAAGCUACAGAUCUGGGAUACUGCUGGACAGGAGCGGUUCCGGACUAUCACAACUGCAUACUACCGUGGUGCGAUGGGCAUUUUGCUUGUGUAUGAUGUGACCGAUGAAUCAUCUUUCAACAACAUCAGGAACUGGAUCCGUAACAUUGAGCAGCAUGCAUCUGAUACUGUCAACAAGAUUUUAGUGGGGAACAAGGCUGAUAUGGAUGAAAGCAAAAGAGCUGUGCCCAAAUCUAAGGGCCAAGCUCUUGCAGACGAAUAUGGAAUCAAGUUUUUUGAGACUAGUGCCAAGACAAACUUAAACGUUGAGGAAGUUUUCUUUUCAAUUGCUAAAGACAUCAAGCAAAGACUUGCAGAUACCGAUGCAAAAGCUGAGCCACAAACUAUCAAAAUCAACCAAUCCGACCAAGGUGCAGGGACAUCUCAAGCUACGCAGAAAUCAGCGUGUUGCGGUUCAUAA
Arabis nemorensis is the source of this 651-nucleotide messenger RNA. NCBI's taxonomy places the organism in Eukaryota, Viridiplantae, Streptophyta, Magnoliopsida, Brassicales, Brassicaceae. The record is from the annotation of a GenBank genome assembly.